GGAGCCCCAGGGGCCCCAAGCUCGGCUCCCCACCCUAAAGACAAGCAGAGCCUUAAUAUACAAACAAGAGGCCGCUAUAGCUCAUCAUGGACAGGAGAGGCUCACACCCGAAGAAGGAUAUAAAACCGACCAAAUAUCGUGGCGAUAUAUGAAAAGUUAACUUUGCUCCAGGUUGAGUGCGUGGGGGGACGAGGGGCACCCAAAAAGCGAUGUGUCCGUUCGUGGUCUAGAUCGGUUGCAAAACGCGUGCUGAACGAUUCUCUAAAAAUACAGUUCCUACCUGGUCUAUCAGAGCGAAUUGAAAACAUUAGUAAAUAGUGUAACGUUGCAGAGUAAUGGAAGAGAAAGAGACCGGGGAGAGCGACCCUGUGGUCCUUCCGUGUGCUGAGCAGGCAGAUUCUCUCUCAUUAAUAAUAAGCGGAGAGGAGGAAGCGACGCAAGAGCAAAGUGACUUGGGACACUGUUCAGGAGAGAAGGACGGUCUGACCAAUGGCCAGGUGGGCGAUGAUGACGAGGAAGAGAUGGUGACCCCCCUUUGGUCCCCGGGCACCAGCUACUGGAGUGUCACCGAGGGUCCGGACUCCCCCUUCCUCCUUUCUCCCAUCCCGGGCCCCUCUGGAUGCAAAGAGAAGGUCCAAUGCGCCUCCCGACCCGGCCUCAGCCGCAUCCCGGGCAGAGAUCAUCGGCGCUAUUACCACGAGUACUGGCGCAGCGAGUUCCUGAUGGACUUUGACCCCCGUCGCCACGGCAUGAUCUGCAUGGUGUGUGGGAGCUCGCUGGCCACGCUCAAACUCAGUACCAUCAAGAGGCAUAUUAGACAGAAGCACCCGGACUCUCUGCUGUGGAGCGCGGCCGACAAGGAGGUGAUCCGCUCGGGCUGGGAGAGCCACCUGAGUCUGGAGGGGGGCCAGAGGCUGUACUGUCCGGCCGGAGGGGUGGCCGCCAUCUCCCAGGGACAGGAGGAGGAGCUGCUGGACUGUGCUCGCCACUCCACUGGAAAACCUGGUGGUAUGGUGUCCCCCAAACUCCAGCCCCGGUCUCCGACCCCAUCACCCCCUCCCUCAGUCCCCCUCCAGCAGGAAGACCUCCCCGGGCCCUCUGCCAAGACCCUGGAGCGCUACCUGAACGACUCGCUCCACGCCUGGUUCCGACAGGAGUUCCUCAUGGAGUACCAGGCGGAGGAGGGCAGGCUGGUGUGCAUGGUGUGCGGCCGCCCGCUGCCCUCGCUCCACCUGGACCACAUCAAGAGCCACAUGCUUGACAUUCACCCCCAGUCGCUGGUCUACAGCUCGGAGGAGAAGCACUGCAUCCUGCAGACUUGGGCCCAGACACAUGUAUCCGACCCUCUAAACGACUUCAUCAAAUCUGAGCCCAACACCAAAGACGAGAGAGAUGCUGGGGUGGACUUCUCUGAAGACCUGGAGACCAUUCAGAUCGGCUCAGACACGUAUGCAGAGGACAACGAUGAGGCGUUAUCCGAGAUGCAGGACGUGGGUGUUGGCGUUGGUGGAGCUCCAGAGAUGACCUCUCCCAUACCCCCUCUCCCUCUCCACCAACCCAGGAAGAGGCGUCUCCGUGGGGGCUUCCCCUGGCGGCUGCGCCUGGACUACAUGGUGGCCUACGGACCCCAGGGUCGUGGCACCUUCUGCAUGGUGUGCUCCCAGGCCCUGCCCAUGGCCAAGGUGAGCAGCUUCCGCCGCCACAUCCAGGAAUGCCACCCUGAGACCACCAGCCUGGCCCGGGAGGAGAGGGAUGCCAUGGCCGAGGCCUGGACCAAAGAGGCUCCCAUGGAAGACAACCCUGCCGUGCAGAUGAAAGAAGAAGUAGACCCCAGUGACAUUGUCAUUCUCCCUGUGGCGAGAGAGAUGGCCGACAACAACAACAACCGGACCACCAAGAUGGCCACCACCAAGGCCGUAAAGAAGGAGGAGGGGGUCACCACCAUGCCUGCCACUCCGGGGCGCCACGGCCACUACCCGGGCAAGGACCAGCGGCGGAACUACCAGGUGCGCUGGAGGAUGGAGUUUCUGAUGGACUAUGACUGCCGGAGACACGGGUUGAUCUGUAUGGUGUGCGGGGCAACGUUAGCCACUCUCAAAGUCAGCACCAUCAAGAGACACAUUCAACAGGUUCACCCUCAUUCUCUGGUGUAUGGCCCAGACGAGAGACAGCAGGCACUGCUCAGCUACAACCAGACUGCCCUGCACUUCGUCCACUCGGAUGACUGUUUCUCCUCACAAGACCACGGACACACGGCACUCGGACAGACGACUGCCGGCCUCUUAGUCCGCUAGGACGAGGGGCGCCAGGCCUGGUUGUUCUCUAUCCACCCCCACUUUCCUUCCUUUCCAAGUCUCUUUCUCAGGAAGUUAGAAACAAGGCUUGGUAGAGGUCUGUCAUGAGUUGUGCAGCGACUGGCACAGUUGGUGAUUGUUUCAGCGAGCAUACAAUAUAGCACUUCCUGUCCCAAAAAUGUACUAAACCUAGAUUUGGGUAUGCAGGUGAUUGAAUGAGAGAGUGUUUGAGGUGAAUUGCUAAAGACAAUGAACAACACUUAAAGAUGUGAUCAUCUUUAGUGACUCAAUUACAUCCCGUUAUUUAAAAAGGAAAUUCCUUGUUUACAAUGAGGUAAAUAGGCGUCCUCCAGAGAUUUAUCUCAUUCUUGAAUUAGAAGAUCUCAUCUCCCAUGUCUUCUCCAGUGUCACAGCACCAUUGUUACAAUGGCCCACAGCUAUUUCUGAUGAUCUUAUUAGCAAAACAAAGCUGCACACACAAAAAUCUAUGUAAAUAGUGUUGAAUAUUUGAAUUAUGAUUUACUUUUACAAGCACUUUUACACGUGGUUUUUACAAAAAAUGUUUGUAAUUACGGCCAUUUUUUCUACUUCACUGAUAAAAUGAAAUGAUGCCACGUGAAUGUCAUUUUGCAUGGGAAUUCUGAAGUCAUGCAUGAUUGUGGAGGGAUUGCCUUCUACAGCUGAAGCACUUAGUUUAUGAGAGCAUUCUAGCUUUAUUUAUAGAAGAUUUCACAUGCAAGGCUUCCAUUUCAGUAACUCACAUAUUACAAGGUUUAUGCAACAAUGAACAACAAUUAACUACAUUUAAAAAAAAAAAUAAUGGCAACAGCAUCAGGAAAUAAAUCACCAAAUUAACCACCUCUGAAAUGACCCCCUCACUCGCCCUUAUUUCAGUGACCUCUGAAAUAUCACUCCACCAGGAAAAAGAACAACUCAGGGAUUGUCUGUUUUUCCAUCUGUGCUCGCUUGUUAGCUUGUCAAAAUUAGCGCAUACAUUGGUUGUCAUUCAUUUGAAUUGUUUUACUGUCAACUGUAGUUAAAAAGGGUCCUAUCGGAUUCCAACAACAGUGAAAGUAACGUUGUUCCACAGCUGGAACAAACGACAGGCAACAAAAGAGUGUGAACGACAAACUACACUUACCAUGACAACAGUUUACAACCCAUGGACUUAACUGUCUCAUUCAAAGAACCAAAUGGCAGCAUUUGUCCAGUUGUUAUGUGGAGAGGAAGUGACAUCAGUGUUGAAUAUCACUUCCUCUAACCUAAGCUGCCUAUGUUGCUGACUUCGGCUGUGUGAAAACGUUACUGACAUUCAAAUCCUUGCUUUCUCUGUCCUUGUUUCCUCAAUUCCUCUCAAAGCGCAUUGCAGGUCCAGGGGGAGGGGAGGGGGGACCUUCGAUCUUCUCUAAUGUGCUUUGAGAGUUGAGGAAACCAGGACGGAGGAAGCAAGGAUUUGACAGAUGUUUUCAGACACAGCCCUAGUUGACGCAGUGGGCAUUUUGGCAUACAGGGGAUGGGCAAGGAGAGGUGAAAUAAUUCCAUCUGAGCUUGGAGUGGCCACGGAAUCAGGUUGUAAGAAGCUUUGUGACUCAGCACUUAAAUGUACAAAAAUAGGACUUAAAUAUGGCAAAGUGAUUGAAUAAAAAUACACCUUGUCUAUUGCAAUGAUUUACAUGUAUGUUUGUGUCAGUGUGUGUAUAGGGGGCACGUUAAAAAUACCCUUUGGUGGUACUUCGUUAGCUUGGGUGAGGACAAGCAAUUAUCUUUUUUUAAGGGACUGAUUUCAUGGUCUUCCCUCUAUUUCUUGUUUCUCGAGUAUCCACCCUGUAUUCAACCUGUACAUGGCAAAAGGUUGAUAUGCAUUCUGUCCUCAAUGAGCCUUGUAAUAAAAAGAAGGAUCUGAAUAAUA
Messenger RNA from Oncorhynchus nerka (sockeye salmon), 4203 nucleotides. RefSeq names its product zinc finger translocation-associated protein-like. Bases 336 to 2294 code for a protein of 652 amino acids. The transcript has 5 exons. Lineage: Eukaryota; Metazoa; Chordata; Actinopteri; Salmoniformes; Salmonidae. Gene Ontology annotation, biological process: negative regulation of DNA-templated transcription. The record is from RefSeq and is a predicted model, not a curated record.